Messenger RNA from Gracilinanus agilis (Agile Gracile Mouse Opossum), 2603 nucleotides. RefSeq names its product non-structural maintenance of chromosomes element 3 homolog. NCBI's taxonomy places the organism in Eukaryota, Metazoa, Chordata, Mammalia, Didelphimorphia, Didelphidae. The record is from RefSeq and is a predicted model, not a curated record. Gene Ontology annotation, cellular component: nucleus. The transcript has a single exon. The coding region runs from base 1176 to 2210 and encodes 344 amino acids.
UUGAAUAUUUUGAAAGGACUUGAACCCAAAUCUUCUGAAUGACCAACAAAGUAACCAGGCAAUUAUGAUUAUAGAAAUAAGUUUAUUAAAUCAAAGUUCAUCUCAUUAACACCUUCAUUUUACAGAUGAGGAAACUGAGACACAAAAGUGUUAAUGAUGUAUCUAAAGUCAUUGGUUGGUUUUUUUUUUUUUUUAAAUUUCAUACCUUCUACCUUGGAAUCAGUACUGUGUAUUCAAGACAGAAGAGCAGUAAGGGUUAGGCACCGGAGGUUAAGUGACUUGACCAGGGUCCCGGAGUCAGGAUGUAUCUGAGAUGAGCCACCCAGCUGCCCCCCCAAAGUCACAGAUAUUAGAAAGGGGGCUGUGACCUCAUCUGGUACCCUCUUUUAAUGGAUGAGGAAACUGAGGCACGUAAAAGCUGGAGAACUCCUUUCCCCUCUCUGACCUAAAAAAGCUAUUCCUUUUUCCCACCAGACCCCCGGGACUCUCUCUAGUACCAGAGUGCUUUUCAUAUGUAAAUAUUUCCCUUGGUUUCAGUCCAAGGAAAAGGCCGGCCUGGACGCCAGAGGAGGAGGAAACCAAAGGCCUAACUAAGCCUGAGUCUGUUCCCAGCUGUCUGCCAGGCUGCAGCCGGCGCAGGUGCGUGCUCCAAGAACGUUUCACUCUGGGAGAUUUCACCAAGGCCCUCUUUACCACGCUUCAGCCUCUUAAAUAGAAGGAAAUGAUUAGAAAACAGAAUAUGAUAAGUAGCGGGUACUCCCGCGAGACACUGCAAAGAAGCCUCGUUUGGGGCUGGGAACGGGGCGGGGGAGGGGAAAAGCGAAGGGCCGCGCAUCCAGCCUCUUUCUCGUUUUUUUGUUGUUGUUGGGUUUUUUUUGCCACCGCCACUGCUGCUCCGCCCCUCACCGCACUUGGCCUGAGACUCUUUUCCUCGAACCCCCUCCUCACCUCACGCAAGAGCGCAGGGGCGUGCACGUUCCCGGGCCUUGCGUGGGCGCGCUGCCAGUCAGGGUCUGCCUGAGAGGGAUUGUACAGGUUCUGUCGUCCGUCCAUCGGUCAGUCCGUGGCUUUCGUGAGUGGGCGUGUUGGCUAGAGGCAGACAGCGGCCCUGAUCGAUCCCGCUGUGUCCGGACUGAAAGAGGCCUCUCCCGGGGUUCGUUCCGAGGGGGAUCGGCAUGUCGCAGAAAAAGAAGGGCCGAGGCCUUCCCCGCGCGAGCACUAGCGGCGGCGGCGGCGGCAGCUACGACGAUGGCGGUACUAGCGGCCCCAGCACCAGCGGCGGGGGUGACGGUCCCAGCGGGAGCCGCGAAACCAGCGGCCCCAGCACCAGUAGCGGGGGCGGUGGCCUUGGCUUUAGCCAGGCUCACGUGGAGGCCCUAGCUCAGGCCUUGGCCCAGGCUGGCCCCUCCCAGGUAGAUGACGUCAUGGAGGAGGAGGGGUGUGAGGAGCCCGGGCCUUCCGCUACCCCACCGAUGCCCUCCACCUCCUCGUCAUCCUCCACCUCCUCCCAGGCCCAAAAGAAGCCAGCCAAGCGCACUGAGGCCCAGAUCCAGCAGAAGGUGAAUGAGCUAGUGCAGUUCCUGCUAGUGAAAGACCAGAAAAAAGUGCCCAUCCGUCGAGCAGACAUGGUGAAGACCGUCCUGCAAGACUACAAGGACAUGGCUUCUGUGAUCAUCGAGCGUGCUGGCCAAACUCUGGAGGAGGUCUUCGGCCUGCAGCUCACAGAAAUUGACCGUAAGCACCAUGCCUACAUCCUCAUCAACAAGCUGGAGCGCCUGGAGGGGGAUGGUAUGAAGGCUGAUGAAGGCGUGGCCAAGAUGGGGCUCCUCAUGGUGAUCCUGAGCCUCAUCUUCAUGAAGGGCAACUCGGCCAGGGAGUCUCUGGUCUGGGAUGUCCUCAAGAAGCUUCGGGUUGAUCCAGAGAAAAGACAUAAGACCUUUGGGGAUGUCAAGAAGCUUGUCAAGGAUGAGUUUGUUCGCCAGAAAUAUUUGGAGUAUAUUCGAGUCCCCCAUUCCGAGCCUCCUGAAUAUGAAUUCCUCUGGGGACCCAGAGCUGCCCAUGAGACAAGCAAGAUGCAAGUUCUUCGCUUUGUGGCAAAGAUUCAGAAUCGGGAGCCUUCAAGCUGGGUGUCCCAGUAUAAUGAGGCCCUCCAAGAUGAAUUGGCAUCUGCCUCUGCAUCUGCCUCUGCUUCUGCUUCAUCUGGCAACUAAACCACCCAGGCCAGUUUCAGGUACCAGCAAGCAUUUUCCAGACUGGUAUCAAGAAAGCAAAAAUUCCCCAAGUUUUGAUAGGACUUGUGCAUAUGUACCACAGGCUGAAAACCAUUUUACCCUCCAAGGUCCAACAUGAUUCAACAUUUUUUCCCUGUUCUCUUAUUCCUGAUCCAGAGACUUUGUGGACAGACUUUAACCACUACUUCCUCUUAACCCAGAUUGGCUAAAGACUUUUUAACUGAAACUCAUUGCUUCAAAGGACUUGCCUUCCCUUAACCUUGGGUGAGCUUUCCUAUCCUUGAACCCAUCCCUGGAUAGAAUUAUUCAACUGUCUCAGACAUAUGCCAAGCCUGUGUUUCUUUUUCAGUUAAUAAAUUUCAUCAGCAUUCA